UCAACGCCAUCUUUAAUUAUCAGAACGAGGAAAAGAAGCAUCCAUCUUACUUCGCUCCACAUUUUCUUCGAUUCUCUGCAGAAAUUCUUCUUCCUGGUUGUCCCAUUGUCCGAUGGAUUUGUAGAUCGACCAUUCGCCUGGACAAUGACGACGACGGUGGUCGAAUUGAACGGCUCUACGCCCAUGAUGGGCGCACCGCAGUCCGGCGCUCAGCAACAACAGCAGCCGCCAAUCUAUGGCAAAAUUUCCCUGCAACUCACCAACUGCCUUUUGCCAGAGGAAAAGCUUUCGCCAACACCGUCCGAGCAAGAUGGCCUGGACAAAGAGGUUGAAAUCGACCUGCGAAUCCUGGGCUGCGAACUCAUCCAGACCGCAGGAAUGCUGCUGAAACUUCCACAGGUCGCGAUGGCCACGGCGCAGGUUUUGUUUCAGCGCUUUUACUACUCCAAAUCGUUUGUGCGCCAUCCUAUGGAGAUUUUUGCCAUGGGCUGCCUCUGCCUGGCGUCCAAAAUUGAGGAGGCGCCUCGAAGGGUGCGAGACGUCAUCAACGUAUUCAGCCACAUAAAACAAGUCGACGCUGGAAAACCCAUUGCGCCAGUGGUGCUGGACCAGAUCUACAGCAAUUUGAAAAUUCAAGUUAUUAAGGCUGAGAGGAGGGUUUUGAAGGAACUUGGUUUUUGCGUUCAUGUCAAACAUCCUCAUAAGAUUAUUGUGAUAAAUCUUCAGAUGCUGGGAUUUGAGAAGAAUGAGGAAUUCAUGCAGUAUUCUUGGAACUACAUGAAUGAUUCAUUGAGGACUAACGUUUUUGUGCGUUACGACCCAGAGGCAAUAGCCUGCGCCUGCAUAUACUUGUCAGCCAGGAAGCUGAAAAUUCCUAUGAGCAAAGACCCACCAUGGUAUGGUAUAUUCGGUGUCAAGGAGGAUGACUUGCUCGACAUUUGCUACUCAAUUUUGAGGCUCUACAGACGACCAAAGGCUAUUCCAGACCAGCUGGAGAAAAUCGUUUUGGACCUUCAAACAAAAUACCAGGAGACCAGGAACAGAGCACGCCAGGCCGGUCUGCUCAACUCCGCCAACAACACUCCAGCUCAAAACAGCUUAAGUCCGUCGACGCCCGCAAUAAAGAAGCCACUGCCUGAGGUUUCUCCGAGGUCGAAGGAAACACGCAGGAGCGAGUCUCCGAGUCCUCACAAACACAAGUCAAAGAGCAACAAAAAACACAGGCAUAGCUCGACCUCCCCAUCAAGGUCGCGAUCGCGUUCCAGAGACCGCAAUCGUAAGAAGCUGAAAAGCCGGAACAGAAGCCUUUCCCCGGCAUCGCCCACAUCCCAGGAUUACAAGAGAAGCCAUAAGACAAGGGACAAGCAACGGUACAGGUCACGAUCUCGCUCAAGGGACCGCCGUGACAGGUCUCGGUCGCGCUCUUACGACCGAUACAAGCAUCAUGACAAGAGUAAAAAGCACAAGUACAGGGAUGAGGGAAGCCGCAAACGCAAGGAGAUAAGGCGGUAGGUGAAACUGGUUUUCAUCUAAUUUGUUUAGAAGAGGAUAAUGCCAAACAUUGGCAAUACGAAACUUGAUUAUUUUUUAUCGAAAAGAAGUAUUUUAAAUAAAUAAUGAAAUGCAAAGAGAAAAAACCUCAGAAAACUUUUAACGUCUUAAAAAUUCUGUGACUGGAUUGUAUAAUAAACAUCGUGUGAAUCGGGUGUGAAUUAUAUCUAAAUUGAUUAAAAAUAAGUUGACCACA
This is a messenger RNA of Neocloeon triangulifer, 1747 nucleotides long. RefSeq names its product cyclin-L1-like. Gene Ontology annotation, molecular function: cyclin-dependent protein serine/threonine kinase regulator activity. Gene Ontology annotation, cellular component: nucleus. Lineage: Eukaryota; Metazoa; Arthropoda; Insecta; Ephemeroptera; Baetidae. Bases 145 to 1512 code for a protein of 455 amino acids. Gene Ontology annotation, biological process: regulation of transcription by RNA polymerase II. The transcript has 8 exons. The record is from RefSeq and is a predicted model, not a curated record.